GAGAAGGUCUCUGUGGUCUUUUUAACUAAAAAAAAAAAUGCAAUCUCCCGGCGAUUACUCCUCCAACGGAUUCAACGGCGAACAUCACCGUGAGAUUGAGUUGAAAGAGAAGCAUUUCCCCGGUCUCACCUCCUCAUUUGGCGGAGCCAAGAAGCGCAGUCGCGGCGUAGCUCCUGAACCUAGAGAUGGUCUCUCCAAUGGCGUUAGGGUUUCCGAUAAACUCGGCGAGGAGAAGUCACUGGAGACUCCUCCUCCUCCUCCUAAAUCUCCUCCGCCUUGCACCGACUUCGAUGUUGCCUACUUUCACUCAUAUGCUCACGUCGGGAUCCACGAAGAGAUGAUCAAGGAUAGGGCAAGGACGGAGACUUAUAGGGAAGCUAUAAUGCAGCAUCAAAGCUUCAUCCAAGGCAAGGUUGUGGUGGACGUUGGGUGUGGAACAGGCAUCCUUUCUAUCUUCUGUGCUCAAGCCGGUGCCAAACGGGUAUACGCUGUCGAUGCAAGUGAUAUUGCAGUCCAGGCACAGGAAGUUGUGAAAGCCAACGGUUUAUCUGACAAGGUCAUUGUUUUGCAUGGGAGAGUGGAGGAUGUUGAAAUCGACGAGGAGGUUGAUGUUAUAGUUUCAGAGUGGAUGGGUUACAUGCUCUUAUAUGAGAGUAUGCUUGGAAGUGUUAUUACAGCUAGAGAUCGCUGGUUGAAGCCUGGGGGUUUAAUUCUCCCAUCACAUGCAACAUUGUACAUGGCACCUAUUUCACACCCUGACAGAUACAGUCACAGCAUUGAUUUUUGGCGUAGCGUUUAUGGAAUCGACAUGUCUGCAAUGAUGCAAAUAGCUAAACAGUGUGCAUUUGAAGAACCUAGCGUGGAAUUGAUAUCAGGCGAGAACGUUUUAACAUGGCCAGAAGUGGUUAAACAUAUAGACUGUCAAACCAUAAAAAUCCAAGAGCUAGACUCCGUUAUUGCAAAUUAUAAAUUCAAGUCAAUGAUGAGAGCUCCUAUGCAUGGUUUUGCAUUCUGGUUUGACGUUGAAUUCAGCGGACCAACCUCUUCGCCUUCCAAGAGUACUAGUGCAAGUAGUGUUGCUAGUGGCUCUUCAUCCAUGAGUCCUUCUAGAGAAGGAAAUCAGAAGAAACGGAGUAAUCCGAGUGAUGCACUCGUGUUGUCCACCUCUCCUGAGGCUCCUCCAACGCAUUGGGAGCAAACGAUUGUAUAUUUCUAUGACCCAAUAGACGUAGAGCAAGACCAAGUCAUUGAAGGCUCCGUCACUCUUUCUCAAAGUAAAGAGAACCGGAGAUUCAUGAACAUCCACCUCGAAUAUUCGUGA
This is a messenger RNA of Eruca vesicaria subsp. sativa (arugula), 1321 nucleotides long. The record is from the annotation of a GenBank genome assembly. Lineage: Eukaryota; Viridiplantae; Streptophyta; Magnoliopsida; Brassicales; Brassicaceae.